AUGUAUGAUUGCAGAAAACUGAUAAUGUAGCAGUGGAAAUGGCAGAGGCUCAGAAGAAAAACGGAGACAUAAAUGGCCAGAUAGUACACGAGUUCUUGGAGUAUCAUCCAAGUGGAUGGCUCGAACAGACCCUUGACAGGAUGGGCAGUUCCACGGACGACUUCAUCAAGAAAAACAGUUCUGCUGUGAGGACUAUCUCGUUGUUUGUUUUAAACGGAUUGGUUUUUGGCUUCUUCUUCGGCUGUUUAUAUUACUGGUUGACUAUAAGUAAGGAGCCGCUAGAACUGUGCUUUGGUUUUGGCAGCCUCAUAGCCUUACUAAGCAUCAUCUACUUCUUCCUCAUCUACUUCCUGGUGAUGAAGAGGUUCUUUGGGGAGUGGUUCGAGAGAACAGUUUGGGAACCCACCGAGCGGGUGUUGACUGCAUUGUGGAAGCACUUGUGGUUCCGUUUGUUGGUCUUCAUUGUUGUUAUUGGAGCUAUAGCAUUGUUCCUUUACUUCGACACUAGGGACUCUCCUGAAAGACUGAUAUCAUUAUCGGGACUGGCUUUCUUGCUUCUUAUGGGUUUCCUGUUCUCAGCACACCCAGGGCGCAUUAACUACCGUAGCGUGAUUGUCGGUCUGCUGAUACAAUUCCUAUUUGGGGUUAUGUUCAUUCGAUGGGACACAGGCAGAUACGCGUUACAGUGUUUCUCUGAUAAGGUGGCAACAUUUUUGUCAUAUGGUGUAGAUGGCGCAUCAUUCGUGUUUGGUGAUCUGCUUGUUAGAACUGAACAAGUCUUCGCUUUCAGCACACUCCCCGUGAUAUUCUUCUUCAGCAUGCUGGUAGAAGUUCUUUUCUUCUGGGGUGCUUUGCAGUGGUUCUGUGUUAAACUUGGCCACUUGUUGAGAGUCGCUACUGGCACCACAGUUUGCGAGAGCGUCAUCGCCGUGGGCAAUAUAUUCUUGGGGAUGUCAGAAUCAGCUCUACUGAUAAAACCAUAUUUACCCUUGCUGACUCCAUCUGAAUUACACGUAGUUCUCUCAUCCGGUUUUGCGACUGUUUCCGGCACCAUCCUAGCCGCAUACAUAGGCUUCGGUGCAUCCCCCGCGCACCUAGUCACCGCUAGCGUCAUGUCCGCGCCCGCUGCGGUGUGCUACGCCAAACUCCUGCUGCCUGAAACGCGACGAUCGCUCACACGAGUCGAUAAUAUACAGCCGGUGGAAAGGCAGGACCAGUCAGCGCUAUCCGCUGCAACUCGUGGCGCGACCAAUGGGAUAUCUCUAAUCCUGAACAUAAUAGCGAACCUGGUGGCCUUUGUAGCUGCGAUCGCGUUUCUGAACGGAGUCAUUGGUUACUGCGGCGGUCUGCUCGGCCUACCCGAUCUGAAUCUGGAGUGGUUGUUGGGGAAGAUCUUCAUUCCCCUGUGCUGGAUGAUGGGAGUACCUUGGGAGGAAUGCGAAUAUGUCGGAUCACUGAUCGGUUUGAAAACAGUCGUCAACGAAUUCGUCGCAUACCAACGAAUGGGGGAGAUGAAGAGGGAGGGAUUGCUAUCUGCGAGAUCUGAACUGAUAGCUACGUACGCGCUAUGCGGCUUCACCAACCCGUCCUCAGCCGGCAUCAUGCUCGGCGCGAUCUCCGCCAUGGCGCCGCACCAGCGGGAGACGCUCUCCUCUUUGUUGGUCAGAGCGUUUUUCACGGGCUGCGGGAUUUGUUUUAUGACCGCUUCAAUCGCGGCUCUUCUGAUGCCUGAAGGUUCCUUUGUUUAAGGACAACAAAUGGACCAAAUCUAGUUAAAUAUUAUUUGAAUAGAGAAUGUAAAAAUAUUUCUUUUUUUAUUUGCGAAAUUUAUGUUUAAAAAAUCACACUGGAUUGAAGUCAAGUAUAACGAUUUUUUUUUCAAAAAAAAUCGCAAAUAAAAACAAGUUAUAUAUGCUACAAAGAGCUUAACAUUGUACUUAAUUUAUUCAUUAUCUACUUAUUUUAAUUUUUCAUAUAAAUGCCCAAGAAUUCAGACGGGA
This is a messenger RNA of Zerene cesonia (dogface butterfly), 2000 nucleotides long. RefSeq names its product solute carrier family 28 member 3 (gene CNT2). Gene Ontology annotation, biological process: nucleoside transmembrane transport. Bases 39 to 1748 code for a protein of 569 amino acids. Gene Ontology annotation, cellular component: membrane. The record is from RefSeq and is a predicted model, not a curated record. Lineage: Eukaryota; Metazoa; Arthropoda; Insecta; Lepidoptera; Pieridae. Gene Ontology annotation, molecular function: nucleoside:sodium symporter activity. The transcript has 14 exons.